This is a messenger RNA of Sinocyclocheilus anshuiensis, 3897 nucleotides long. RefSeq names its product zinc finger protein 585A-like. NCBI's taxonomy places the organism in Eukaryota, Metazoa, Chordata, Actinopteri, Cypriniformes, Cyprinidae. Gene Ontology annotation, cellular component: nucleus. Gene Ontology annotation, molecular function: DNA-binding transcription factor activity, RNA polymerase II-specific; RNA polymerase II transcription regulatory region sequence-specific DNA binding. The transcript has 3 exons. The record is from RefSeq and is a predicted model, not a curated record. The coding region runs from base 86 to 2980 and encodes 964 amino acids. Gene Ontology annotation, biological process: regulation of transcription by RNA polymerase II; embryo development.
UUCUUCCAAUCCUGAGGGGGCAGCGGUGAGUCCGGCGGCGCUCGGGGUUGUUUCGCGGUCACUGCGGCUCCGUGUGUUUGUUGAAAUGGCGAAGUUUGGCGAUUUAAAAGCCUUUCUUGAAUCUUCAUUAAAUGAAAUCUUCCGUGCGACCGUCAGUGACAUUCUGGAUUCAGUGGAGCAAACAGUCGGCGAGUAUCAGCUUAAAAUUCAGCGAAUUGAGUCCGAAAAUGAAGAUCUGAGAAAACGACUUUGUGCAAAAGAAAAAAGGACAAAUUAUGUCAAAACAGAAGAUGAAGACUGUGUUGUGGCUCAGCUUGACUUCUCAAGAGACACUUUCAGCCAGACUUCAUCUGCUCAAAUGAGUGAAUACAAUGAUCAGACGAAGAUGGCUGGAGAUUUAGUGUGCAGCCGUACAAAGUCACAAACCACAGAUGUCACGCCGUUCCAACUAAACAAGGAUUGUGCAACAACAUAUUUAUUUGUAAAGGCCGACCCAGACACAGAGGACGGAUGUGCUGUUGACCUUUCAAAUCCUCAUGCUUCUCCUAAAUACACCAGUAAAGAAAUAAAAAUAGAGGAUGCUAACGAGAACGCUGACUCUGAACGUCACGCUUUAUUUAAACGUCCUUUAGAGCCAGAGAUCAACUCUAAUGACUGUGAUGUUAAAGUAACGGUAGUGUCAGACAAACACCUUUAUCAUGUUGAUGAGGGUGAGUGCAGCAGACGUGCAGCGUUGGAGGAGGAAGUACGGGAGUCACCGGAGCCCGAUAUCAUCUUUGAUGAAGAGUCCAAUCCAGACAGACUGUCCGAUGAGGGAUCUUCUGGAUUGCUUCAUAUGACGGCGUCGCCACCAAACUAUUCCUGCGGUCAGUUUAACAAGAGCUUCAAGCACGAAGCAUUGCUCAGCAUCCACUUGAGAUCUCAAAGCUCGGAGAAGACGCACAUCUGCGGCCAGUGCGGGAAGGGGUUCGACCGAGCCGAUCUCCUGAAGAACCACCAGCGCACGCACACGGGAGAAAGACCCUUCGCCUGUAACCUGUGCGGGAAGAGCUACGGCCACCAGGGCCAGCUGCGCAUCCACAAGAGGAUCCACACAGGCGAGAGGCCGUACUGCUGCCCGCACUGCGGCAAACGAUUCAACGAACACAACCAGCUUAAAGUCCAUCUACGGACCCACACAGGUGAGCGGCCAUACACCUGCACCGUAUGUAGCAAAACCUUCACCAAUGCCGGAAACCUGAGGAGCCACCAGAGAGUCCACACCGGAGAGAAGCCGUACGCCUGUGGCCAGUGCGGGAAGAGGUUUAACGGUAUGGGCGACCUUAAAACACACUACCGCAUCCACACGGGCGAAAAGCCGUACCGCUGCGAGCUGUGCACCAAGACCUUCAGCCAGGCCGGGCAUCUGACCAUCCACAAGCGCAUGCACACCGGCGAGAAGCCGUACGGCUGUGGUGAGUGCGGGAAGCGCUUCACGGUGGCCAGUAGCCUGAAACUGCACCAAUUAACACACACCGGAGAGAAACUGCACACCUGCUCGCACUGCGAUAAGAGCUUCAGCCGGGCCGGACACCUCAAGAGACACGAGCUGGUCCACUCCAAAGAGAAGCUGUAUUGCUGCACGCACUGCGACAGGAAAUACAGUGACCAGUCGUCUCUGAAGAAACACCAGAAACUGCACAUGACGGCCAAGAAUGAAGGCGACCGGAGCGCUGCUGCUGCGCUUGACACAGAGUACAUAUGCUGGUUAGGAUGUGCUGUUGACCUUUCAAAUCCUCAUGCUUCUCCUAAAUACACCAGUAAAGAAAUAAAAAUAGAGGAUGCUAACGAGAACGCUGACUCUGAACGUCACGCUUUAUUUAAACGUCCUUUAGAGCCAGAGAUCAACUCUAAUGACUGUGAUGUUAAAGUAACGGUAGUGUCAGACAAACACCUUUAUCAUGUUGAUGAGGGUGAGUGCAGCAGACGUGCAGCGUUGGAGGAGGAAGUACGGGAGUCACCGGAGCCCGAUAUCAUCUUUGAUGAAGAGUCCAAUCCAGACAGACUGUCCGAUGAGGGAUCUUCUGGAUUGCUUCAUAUGACGGCGUCGCCACCAAACUAUUCCUGCGGUCAGUUUAACAAGAGCUUCAAGCACGAAGCAUUGCUCAGCAUCCACUUGAGAUCUCAAAGCUCGGAGAAGACGCACAUCUGCGGCCAGUGCGGGAAGGGGUUCGACCGAGCCGAUCUCCUGAAGAACCACCAGCGCACGCACACGGGAGAAAGACCCUUCGCCUGUAACCUGUGCGGGAAGAGCUACGGCCACCAGGGCCAGCUGCGCAUCCACAAGAGGAUCCACACAGGCGAGAGGCCGUACUGCUGCCCGCACUGCGGCAAACGAUUCAACGAACACAACCAGCUUAAAGUCCAUCUACGGACCCACACAGGUGAGCGGCCAUACACCUGCACCGUAUGUAGCAAAACCUUCACCAAUGCCGGAAACCUGAGGAGCCACCAGAGAGUCCACACCGGAGAGAAGCCGUACGCCUGUGGCCAGUGCGGGAAGAGGUUUAACGGUAUGGGCGACCUUAAAACACACUACCGCAUCCACACGGGCGAAAAGCCGUACCGCUGCGAGCUGUGCACCAAGACCUUCAGCCAGGCCGGGCAUCUGACCAUCCACAAGCGCAUGCACACCGGCGAGAAGCCGUACGGCUGUGGUGAGUGCGGGAAGCGCUUCACGGUGGCCAGUAGCCUGAAACUGCACCAAUUAACACACACCGGAGAGAAACUGCACACCUGCUCGCACUGCGAUAAGAGCUUCAGCCGGGCCGGACACCUCAAGAGACACGAGCUGGUCCACUCCAAAGAGAAGCUGUAUUGCUGCACGCACUGCGACAGGAAAUACAGUGACCAGUCGUCUCUGAAGAAACACCAGAAACUGCACAUGACGGCCAAGAAUGAAGGCGACCGGAGCGCUGCUGCUGCGCUUGACACAGAGUAACGGUGACCAGACCGUAACGUGUUCCUGCAUCUUCAUUCAUCUUCCUCAUCAUGUUCCUCAGUAUCGCUUCUUACAAUAAACUUGUUGAAUCUGCUGGGCUACAGUGACUGUUUGAUUGAAAUGAUGGUUCCUGUGAUUGAAAAUAUAAUUUUGACAUGCAUUGAAUUAUAAGGAUCAUGAGAUCUGAUGUUCAUCUCUAAUACUGAAUGGUUGUCAUAUUCAUGUUUAAGGAAUACCAUGGCAUUAUCAUGGUAGUUUUUGGCACGCUGCACAGAACACAUACUGUACUGAUGUUUGAUAAUAUAGAUAGGUCUUCAUUCCUUUAGACAGUGUGUUUUCUGUCUGUGAUUGUAUGAAUUAUGCUUAUUAGAAAUUAAUGCUGUCGUCCUGUAUGACCUAGUUUGUUAAAUAUCAGUUAUGAUGUAAGCACAUCUUAGAUUAAAUGCAAUUUAACUUAAGCACCUUAUAUAAGAUGUUCUCUAUUGUAUUGUGAAUUAAUGUGAAUAAUUUCAACUCCUCUUAAAUGUUAACUCAAAGCUUCAGUGACAGAAUAAAGCUUUUUAAAUAGGUCAGUGUACUGUUUGAAUCUUUAGAUUUAGUAGUAUUUGAGCUCCAGUGAUCAUUGCUGAAGACCAUACCGUGUCACUGUUCAUUAAGCUCAGUCAUAUUAAUCCUAUAAAGAUGCUGUAUCACCAUGAAUUUCUAGACCUCUAAAUGAUUAACAUGCUCAAACUUUGCUGUUAAACCUGUCGCACACAAUUUACUACAUGUACUACUCUCAUCUGAUUGACAGUUUAGACUUUUUUUUUUAUCAAGUAAAAGGUCUUUAAUAUAAUUGUACAAAUGUCCACCUUUAGCUCGUGCUUCACGUGUCUGUUUGCUGUCGAAUCUUUACUGAUUUUUGUCAAAACGUGACA